AAGUUUGUUUUUACAGUUUUGAUGUUCAUAUUUGAUUAUCAAAACUUGAUUAAAUUGUAUUUUAUAUUUUUAUCUUUGUGUUUAUGAGUUUAAUAUGUUUUUAAAAAGGUGAGAUUAAAUUACACUCACUCCUCUGUUUCUUGCUUUUAUAAAUGUGUACAGUUUUACCUUAUUCACCUUGAUUUAUACCGAUUAAAAAACCUAUCUUCAUCUGGUAACGUUACUGCUAGACGUUUCAUCAAGGUAUGUCCUGUAUAAGCCACAAGUUUGCCCUUCAAACACGAGACUGUGAAGUUUUUUACAGUUAACUUAAAAUCUCUGUCUGUUCAUUUUGGUGGGAAUGUUGAACCGGUGAAAUUUAAGUGCCAUUAGAUAGACAUAUAAUUAUCUCAUCAUUACUAGUCUUGUAAUCCUAUGAAGCUGCAGAAAGAAAUUUAUGUCCAGAUUGUAGUUCAUGAUGUCGCCUGAGAAAGCUGAUAAAGUCACCAAUGUUUCCGACUUAAUUGGCUCAUGGGGUCCACUUCAGAAGAAAAUUUUUGGACUGCUUGCCAUUAUCUAUGUUGUUGCUCCCUUCAAUUACUUGGGCAUAACUUAUUAUGCCUUGAAAGAUGAAAUUUGGUGUGAACAAAAUAACGGAACCAAAAUUAUUUUGCAUUCAGACAAGUGUACGUUUGAUGAACUGGAGUCAUGUAAGCAAUGGGGCUUUGAAACAGAUCGUAUAACUAUUUCUAGAGAAUGGAACAUGAUUUGUGAGCGUUAUUGGUUAAAAUCAUUCACCUUGUCUGUUUAUGUAUUUGGUUAUUUGAUCUCUGGUAUCGUAAUUGGCUAUAUUUCCGAUAAAUUUGGCCGAAAAUUUGCAUUGGCUUGUUCCGUUUUCCUCGAAAUAAUAAGUCAGAUUGGAAUCAUUUUUACUUCAAAUCUUUACGUUUUCAUUGUAUUAAGAGUGAUUGACGGUAUCGGGGGCUAUGGAAGGUACAUUGUUGCCCUGAUUCUUUGUAUGGAAAAUGUUGGUCCAAAUCAUCGUGGUAAAAUGGUAAUCAGCUUUGAAUGGCUUUGGUAUAUUGCUACUUAUGUGAUGAUUAUUACUUGCUACUUCGUUCUUGAUUUUCGCACCAUUUUCAUUGGAAUCACAAUUUAUCAGCUGGCAACAUUGAUUGCAAUUUAUUACCUUCCUGAGUCACCUCGAUGGCAGUUAAUCUCUGGUGAUAAGACAAAAGCUGGAAUAAUAUUGAGACAAUAUUCUGAAUUGGAUGAGGAUAUAUUUAAUGCUAAAUUUGGUCAGCUUUGUGAAAAUUUGAAUGAAUUACAACUAAAGGAGAAAGAAAAUGAAAAAUUCAAUAUCUUUCGUUUAUUCAAAUACAAGGAAACCAGGAAAAUAUUUCUAUGUUUCUUGGUCAUUUGGCUGAUGCGAUCAUUCGUUGAGGAUGGAAUAUAUUAUGUUUCAUUUGAUCUAUCUUCUUCCGUAUUUAUUAAUAACGCAAUAUUCACCGCAUUUGCUGCUGCAACCAAUCUCUACAUGACAUAUUCUGUAGACAAAUAUCGACGUAAAGUUUUGUUAAUCGCUGGCCUCAUAUUAUCAUCAGUUUCUCUUGCCCUAGCCAUACCUUUUGCCAAUUCAGAUAAAAUGUUCCCAAUGGUUCUCUUUGUUGCUCUGGGCAAUUGCUUCAUUACAUCCACAUACAGCCUUAUUUAUACUUACACACCAGAAGUUUUUCCAACUCAGAUAAGGAAUGUUGCCGUUGGAAUAUGCUCAUCAGUUGACAAAGUUGCUUCGAUUUUUGGUACCUUUAUUAAUCAAGUGACUGCUUCGUACAAUUUAAAAGUGACUCUAAUUGUUUUAGCGAUUCCUGGUUUAAUUGCAGCCGGAUUCACCACUUUACUAAAUGAGACCAAAGGAGUCGAAAUUCCGGAUACAAUUGAAGAAAUGAUUCAAAUAAACUCAAAGAAAAAUAAACGCACUAAUAAAUAACUUUGGCCAAAAAUUAA
This is a messenger RNA of Tetranychus urticae (two-spotted spider mite), 1986 nucleotides long. The record is from RefSeq and is a predicted model, not a curated record. NCBI's taxonomy places the organism in Eukaryota, Metazoa, Arthropoda, Arachnida, Trombidiformes, Tetranychidae.